Zeugodacus cucurbitae (melon fly) is the source of this 2364-nucleotide messenger RNA. RefSeq names its product cryptochrome-2 (gene phr6-4). Gene Ontology annotation, cellular component: nucleus; cytoplasm. Gene Ontology annotation, biological process: entrainment of circadian clock by photoperiod; circadian regulation of gene expression. Gene Ontology annotation, molecular function: FAD binding; DNA binding. The coding region runs from base 293 to 1906 and encodes 537 amino acids. NCBI's taxonomy places the organism in Eukaryota, Metazoa, Arthropoda, Insecta, Diptera, Tephritidae. The record is from RefSeq and is a predicted model, not a curated record. The transcript has 6 exons.
AGACAACGAAAGAGUUGUUAAAAGCAAAUGCAAGUAAAUACAAACAGUGUUGUUUCUUGCCACAAAAAGGGGAAUAUUUUUGUUCAAGAUAGAGAGCUCAAGCAAAAUGUUUACAGAAGCCGAAACAAUAUGUUUAAUGAAAACUAUUGUAAACUGGCAACUUUAUUUCCAAUUGGAAUCCAACUGGAAAGCAUAGCGUCGGCUGUCAGUUUGGGCCGCUAUUUGAAUGCAUCAAGUGCAUUCUAUUCGCGUAAAAUUAUUUUAAAUUUGAAUUUAAUUUCUGCAAUGCGCUAUGGAGUCCAAAACUACGCUGGUGCAUUGGUUUCGCAAAGGGCUACGUGUACACGAUAAUCCUGCAUUAGCGCUUGUAUUCUUUAAAGCCCUGAGUCAACCGACAAAAUAUUGUGUGCGCCCGAUUUUUAUUCUCGAUACUGCGUUGUUGGAAUGGUUGCGCGUAGGCGCGAAUCGUUGGCGUUUUCUCCAGCAAACACUAGCAGAUUUGGAUGCAAAUUUGCGUGAACUCAAUACGCAAUUGUAUGUGGUACGCGGCACGCCAACUACAGUUUUUCCACGUAUCUUUAAGGUGUGGCGUGUUGGUUUGCUAACAUACGAAACGGAUAUUGAACCAUACGCGCUGAAACGCGAUGCAGAGGUGGAACGUUUGGCUAAGGAAGCGGGCGUAAAAGUGGAUACAUUUUGCUCACAUACUAUAUAUAAUCCAGAUUUAGUGAUACAACGUAAUGGUGGUAAUGUGCCACUAACGUAUCAGAAAUUUUUAAGCGUUGUCGAAAAAAUCAGUGUGCCGUUGCCGGUGGCGAAGCCGGCGCCAUUGGUAGUUGAACAAAAGCCACCAAAGGAUACAAUGGAGCAAGAAAACAGCAACUGCUACGCAUAUCCGACAUUAGAUGAACUUGUUAAGCGUCCACAGGAGUUGGGCGAAAACAAAUUUCUGGGCGGCGAGACGGAAGGUUUACGUCGCUUGGCUGCCUCGCUUAGCAACGAAUCGUGGGUUGCCGCCUUUGAAAAACCCAAUACCUCGCCGAAUUCGCUUGAAGCCAGCACCACUGUGCUUAGUCCUUACCUAAAGUUUGGUUGCCUUAGCGCGCGUUUAUUUCAUCAGCGUUUAAUGGAGAUACUAAAGCGUCAAACAAAACAUACCAAACCGCCCGUUUCAUUGCUGGGACAACUGUUAUGGCGUGAAUUUUACUACACAGCCGCCGCGUCAGAGCCUAAUUUCGAUCGCAUGUUAGGCAAUAAAUUCUGCAUGCAAAUACCAUGGGAAGUAAAUGAAGCGCAUUUGUCAGCUUGGACGCAUGGGCGCACCGGUUACCCAUUCAUCGACGCUAUAAUGCGCCAAUUGCGUCAAGAGGGUUGGAUACACCAUUUAGCGCGUCAUGCUGUUGCUUGCUUUCUAACGCGUGGCGAUUUGUGGAUCUCUUGGGAGGAGGGACAGAAAGUAUUCGAAGAAUUGCUGCUCGAUCAGGAUUGGGCAUUGAAUGCGGGCAAUUGGAUGUGGCUUUCAGCAUCGGCAUUCUUUUACCAAUAUUUUCGCGUCUACAGUCCCGUUGCUUUCGGCAAGAAAACCGAUCCAACUGGCGCUUACAUAAGAAAAUAUGUACCUGAACUUGCCAAAUAUCCAGCUGGUUGUAUUUAUGAGCCCUGGAAGGCAACUUUGAGCGCACAACGCGAAUAUGGUUGUGUGUUGGGCAAAGAUUAUCCACAACGCAUAGUGAAACAUGAAAUAGUGCACAAAGAGAAUAUCAAACGCAUGACCGCGGCCUACAAAAUCAAUCGCGAAGUGAAGGAGUGCAAAAGUCAAAGUGACGCAAGUGGAAAGGACAAACGUAAAAAGAUUAACGGUGAUUUUGGAAGUUUAAAAAGUGUUUAUUUAACUCAAGUGAAGUGAAGUGAUUUUAAAAAGACUUGAUAAUGACUUUUGAUAAUGAAGCAGAUAAUAAAAGGCGAAAUGAGCUAGCUGCUGUGGAUAUGCAUCAUUAUAUAAUGGCCUCACAAGCAUUGCUUAGGUCAGGCUUAGGUUGGACGGACGACCUCUAAGCCAGUAGAUGGUGAUGAAAAGUGCGAAGAAAUAUUAACGUAAAGCCACACACACGAAGUGCUUUCGUUUACAUAAAGAAACGGUAAAAAACAACAAAUUUGCUGAAAGUGCGUAUUAAGCGGCUUUUGAAGAAGGUAAACACUGUUAAGUGGAUAGAGGGCUUAAUGGCUGGUGUGAAAAAUUAAGUAAGUUCGAAGUGACAAAGUGGACGAUGAAAAGCUUAAAUAUUUAAAAUAAAAUAUAAAAAAUAAAAUGAAAUAAAACGAAAUAAAAUAAAAUAAAAUAAAAUAAAAUAAAAUGAAAUAAAA